GUAGGCGCGCGUGAUCAGUUAGCUUCACAGAAGCAGAAGCUGCUAAAAGUAUCAGCUGGUGGUAUCGGGUGGUUAUGGCUUUCUCUCUCCCCUCUCCUCCGCUCAAACUUCCGACCUCAUACGCUUCAUCCACGGUCAACAAUCACACCCUCUCCGCCUCCGCAACAAGCAUAAGAAACACUAGGAAAGGACUAUCACUCAGACGAACAUUUGUCGUAAAAGCUUCAGAAAAGGACGAUGAAAAUCCGUCGUUUAAUCCUUUUGGUUUCGUCACUGAUAAUCCGUCAAGCCGAAGCGCAAUUCAACUUCCUGAGAAUCCGGCCGAGGACGGCAACGUCGGUCAGAUGCUCUACAGAAUAGAAGAUAAGGGAAGGGAAUAUGGUUCUUACAUCAAAUCUGGAGGCUUUAGAUGGUUUGUCAGAGAAACAGGAUCAUCUGAUGCCAGGCUUGGUCCACGUGGAACUGUUGUUUUCCUCCAUGGUGCUCCAACACAGUCUUACAGCUAUCGAGUUGUGAUGUCUCAGUUGGCAGAGGCUGGGUUCCACUGUUUCGCGCCUGAUUGGAUAGGAUUUGGUUUCAGUGACAAGCCACAACCAGGAUAUGGCUUUGACUACACUGAAAAAGAGUACCAUGAACAACUGGAUAAAUUGCUUGAUGUCUUGGAGGUCAAAUCUCCUUUCUCGCUAGUGGUUCAGGGAUUUCUUGUAGGUUCUUAUGGAUUAACUUGGGCUUUAAAAAAUCCAAGCAGAAUAUCCAAACUUGUAAUAAUGAACACUCCUUUGACAGCUUCAUCUCCUGUCCCAGGGCUAUUUCAACAGCUCAGAAUUCCACUGCUUGGUGAAUUCACUUGCCAAAAUGCUAUAAUGGCUGAGCGCUUUAUUGAAGCAGGUAGCGCCUAUGUCCUGAAGGUGGAAAAGGCUGAUGUUUAUCGACUGCCAUAUCUGAAAAGCAGUGGACCUGGAUUUGCUUUGCUUGAAGCUACUAAAAGAGCAAACUUUAAAGGGACUUCAGGCCAAAUAGCUGAUGGGUUUGCAUCCGGGAGGUGGGAUACACCAAUAUUAGUUGCAUGGGGGAUAUCGGACAAGUAUCUUCCUCAGUCAAUUGCAGAGGAGUUUCAAAAAGGAAACCCAUCUGCAGUGACUGUGAAGUUAAUAGAAGGGGCUGGUCAUAUGCCUCAAGAAGACUGGCCUGAGAAAGUGAUUGAUGCUCUGAGAUACUUCCUUUGAUUAUGAUACCGUUGUAAGUUUACCAUCAUUCACACCUCAUAGUUACUCAAUAUAUGUAAUUAUAAACCUUCUUUCACUGCCAUGGAAACACUCAUCUGUGUUGUAUAUACAUUUUGUCAUAUAAUGUAAUGUCUGAUUGCAAAGCAGACAAGUGUCUCGAAACUUAUAUGACAAUACAACUAGUCAGAAUGCAAUGAAACUAGAAACCCCUUGAAUGAUUAAUCAAGUUAAUAAUCGAUAUACGAUAUAAGAUUCCUAAAAAUCUCUUAAACAUCAAUCCUUUCAUUAUAUGAAGAAUUUUAAAAAAUCUUUUGAAACUAAGGAAAUUUUUUUUUUUUCUGAAACAUACCAAAAUACCAUUCUUUUUCGUUUUCUUUCCAUCAAUACAUUAAAAUUUUAAACAGCCCCAGUGCAUUUUAAGUUUUUUGAACUAUUUGGGUUUUGCUAAACUCAGUUCAUAAUUUCAAAUUCCAUUCGAGUUUAAACAACGAUGAAAGAGAUGCAUUUCUACCUACAUAUCCAAAUCAGAGAUUAGUACAGCAACAACCUCUUUCAACAAACAGCCAGAGAUACACAAAAGAAGGUUACAAGUGGUUAGUUGGCUGCAAAAAACAAUGGUUACAAAAACACAGGUUCUUCAAAAA
Molecule: messenger RNA, 1870 nt
Organism: Lactuca sativa (garden lettuce)
Lineage: Eukaryota; Viridiplantae; Streptophyta; Magnoliopsida; Asterales; Asteraceae
Product: alpha/beta-Hydrolases superfamily protein
Cellular component (GO): chloroplast
Molecular function (GO): catalytic activity
Source: RefSeq, a predicted model, not a curated record